AUGGAUCGAUGUAACAGGACUGGACAACAAUUAGCAAAUCUAAAUCUGUUUGAUACAGAAACGAAUGAUGAACAUGUAAAACGUAAUCAAAUUCUUUCAACAAGAGUUUAUAUUUUUUUACUACUUUUAUCUUUAUUCUUGCAUACUUUAUAUCUAUCAUUGACGUCGCAAUCCAUUCUGAUGGCGAUUAAUAAGCCAAAAAUCAAAGAAUACCAAAAAUUACAAGAGAAAUAUUCCGAUAGUUUACAGUGCCCAUGUGAACGUAUCGCGAUUUCAUACGAAGAAUUUAUUAAUUCAACUGUUCGUUUUCAUGAAAUUUGUACAUCGGAUUUUGUUAGCCAAAGAUGGAUUGAUUAUCUCUUCUUUGAAAACAUAAGUUACUUACAUCGACUGGAUUUUCGUCGAAGUGCACCUGCAAAAUUUCAACUACUUCGAACAUUAUGUCAACAAGCAGAAAUCAUAGUUGAAGAUCAUCUCGAAGAGUUGUAUUCAAAAAAAUUGAUAACAAAUAAUUUAAUUUCAAGUGAUUCAUUUAAUCUACAGGUCGAUGCAUUUAUAGACGUAUACAAACGGAAUGUAGUUCCUUCACUGGGUGAUACCUCCGAAUUAAUUCGAAUGAUUAUAAUUAAUAAUGGGCUAAGUUCAGCAAUAGAAACGCUAUAUAACUGGCAAUAUGAGUUCAUAGGUUCCAUUUUCCAUCCUGAAUUGGCAAAUACGAAUAAAAAAUUCGAAUGUUAUAGCUCUAAAGGCACGACACAUCUACUACCGGAGGGUAUCUAUGCAAAUAUCACCCACCCACCCUAUAACAAUGCAAUUACGCCAAUUUUUCGUGUGCCGGGAAUGAAUGUAGGUUGUAAGCCAGUUGAAUCGUUAAUGGAAUCAACCAAUGAAUGUUUAUUUCUUCAACAAUGUCUCGAUCUAGUCAUACCUUAUAUGUAUCACUCUUCACUAAAAAAUAGCUCCUUUACAAUCUUAUAUCAAUCUUUAUCAACAUGGAAUGCAACCAUUAAAAAGUUAACUGAAGGUUCAUUUAUUGAGCAUUGGAUAGUAAAGAAAUCUUACGAAAAAUAUUUUACAUCAUGUCAACCAGUUUUUUGCCAAUAUACAGUUGUUCGAAAACGUUCUUUAACCGAAAUUUCAGUUGCUCUUAUUACUUUAUAUGGUGGACUCGAAGCUGUUUUAAGACUAAUUAUAUUACAUGCUAUAACAUUUAUUCGAAGAAAAAAACGACAACAACCAGCAGAUGCAAAUACUACUCGAAUCAUAUUUACAGUUUAUACAGCAACAGAAUAUCAACCACAAACAAGACAAUUUCCCAAUCCAAAACAAGCCGAUUUCGAACGGUUGAAAAAUAUGUCACUGAAUGGCUUUCAUUGCUCAUGUAGUAAAAUUACUAUCAAGCAUUCAGCGUUCAUUAGUUUCAAUCCAAUAUAUCAUCAAAUAUGUUCAAGUGUCUUCGCAUCCAAUUUGUGGAACAAUUACGAGGGUAUAUGGAUACUCGAUUUCGCGUCCUUCAUUAUAGAUUUUCGUACUAGCUCAGGUCGUUUUUUUUCAUUUUUAUUUUCACUUUGCCAAUCAAGCAAAAGAACAGUUGAAAAUAAUCUACAACGAUUCAGUUUAACAGAAUUGGUUACAUCUGACGUUAUGGACGAAGAUCAGUUUGACCACAACAUGAUUUCAUUAAUUAGAUCAUUUAUUAUUCAAACACAACAAACUUUUCAAGAACAGACAAGUUUAAUUGAAAAUGUCAUUUCAGGUAAUAAAAUUCUUGUAGGUCUUGGACAGCAAUAUUAUUCCGAGUAUGAUACGUCAAACAGCAAAAAGAGUUUUUUUCCCAGAAACAACACAGGUUGUUUUUGUGCAACUCGUUUGGCAUGUCAAGUCCAAGUUAACUUCGAAGAUCGAGAUGAACCAUCGAUACCUCUACUUGGUAUAUAUGAUGGCUGCUAUAUUUUCGAUUCUUUUCUCCAAUCAACUGGUGAGUGUUUUUAUAGUGAAGCAUGUAUAAUUUUAAUCAAAUCGCGAUUACGCCACGAGUUUGAAUUAUAUGACCGUGUGGAGCCUUUGCAAUAUGAUGAAACAAGUCAAUAUAGGAUAAAUGACACAUUUGAAAAACUUGUUAUGAACCUUUUUAUUGAAAAAUGGAAUGAAAAGUAUUCCUAUAGAUCAUAUUAUAGUCAAUGUAAUCCAUCGCAUUGUUCGUACACCAUUCAACAACGACUUAGUCUUAUACCUAUUUUAACAACAGUGAUUAGUUUCUACGGUGGAUUGAAACUUAUUUUGAGGAUUUUAGUGCCAAAUCUUAUCAUACUAAUUCGAUCGAAAGCAAGACAACAACCAGGUAAAAAUUUUCGGUUUAUUGUUUCCGAUUGCGAAAAGAAUUUGCUAACUGAUCUUCCAUUUUUAGCCAUUUCAAUAUUCAAUCGAAUUCAUCAAUCGAUACAGUUAUUAAAAACAAAAAUAAUUCAUUUGAAUUUCUUUCGAAAUCAAUCGACUAACCAAGAAAAAAUUCGGCAACAACUUUUCAGUACAAGAUUAUAUAUUAUUGUGUUCAUCAUUGCUCUCAUUAUCCUUGUUUUAUACACUUCAGUGAAAAACAAAAAUCAUGUCAUAUCUAUUAAAAUAAAAGAUCUGGAUCAUUAUGAACGAUUACAAAAACAAUAUCCAAGUACUUUAUCUUGCCCAUGUACUAGAAUUGCAAUUGAACACAAACAAUUCAUUCAACUUCAUCCAAAAUUUCAUCCUGUGUGUUCAUCAGAUUUUGUUAAUCAGCUGUGGUUUAACUUUUUACAUCUUGACGAUGAUGUAAGGGAUCAUCAUCCUCGAUCAAUUGCAACAUCUCAGUUUCAAAGUCUCUCAUAUCUAUGUAAUUUGACAAAAGAAACCGUUGAUAAUCGCCUGAUCGAGUUUCACUCAGGAAAAAUCAUCACCAAUCAAAUAAUGCCACGUGAAUUAUUUAAGAAUGAAAUUCGCUCAAUAGCUGAUUCACUUAAAAAAUCAACACCUCGAACAUUCAAACGAACAUUAGAUAUGACUCGUGAAAUUAUCCAUGGCAAUUUUUUCAUGACAGUUUUACAAACAAAUUGGAAGUUUGUAGUUUUUGAAACAGAUGGGCAUUCUCCACUUUUUACUAAACCAGUCACAUAUAGAAAUGGUUCAUGUGCUUGUGGAAAAUCGUCGAAAUGUACAGAAUCAUAUGGAAAUAACGGUUUAUUAGUUGGUUGUUACCCACUAGACUCUUUGUUACAAUCAUCAUUAAAAUGCUUCUAUAAUCGAACAUGUCUAGAAUCAAUCCAGGAAGCUUUUAGACCCGGGUCUGAUAAAAACAUUUUUGAAGUUCUUUCGACGGACAAUCGAUCUUCGACGGAUGAAACUGUUCAAGAAAUGGUUGAUCGUUUAUUUGUUAAUGAGUGGACUAUUAAUGACUCAUGCAUAGGGAAGAAAGUUUGUUUGUUUAUUGGCUUCGUGUUCAAUGCUUGUAAUAGCUAUCGUCGUCAAGCGUCAUUGACAGUUCCAUUGACGCAUCGGAAUGUUGACAUGUACUUUGUUGCAGAUAAAAACAACAAACAUUAUCGACAAAUUCGAGGUGGAGCAAUGGGUUCAGCAUUUACACAACUACAUCACAGCAUUUAUGAAAGAUACAUUGAUGAUAUAUUCAUGACCACAGAUCAAAGUAUUGAAGAGAUCAAUAUUGAGCUAGAGAAGGCAAACAACAAAGGCAUUAACAUCAAACUUUCAACAUGCAUCAAUACGUCAGUUCAUUUUCUGGAUGUUACAGUUAGCAAUGAAAGUGGACAGUUACGCACAGUCAUAUAUCAUAAACCAACAACGGAGCCAUAUGUUUUACCGUAUACAUCUGAUCAUCCGCGCCACGACUAUCGUAACAUUCCAUAUGCAGCAUUGUUACGUGCUGCUCGUAUUUGUUCAAACGUUGAAGAUUUCCACUCGGAAUGUAUAGGAAUAGAUGUGUCAUUAUUAUUAAACAAAUAUGCGCCAGGUUUUAUUACUGAACAAUUUCAGCGUUUCUUUCAAUUGAGCAAAGAUGCUUACCAACGUCUACAUAAAAUAUUCUUAUAUCAAUCAACACGUCGUGAGAAUAAACUAAACAUCAUGAUGUACAAUCCCCUUGAAAAUCCAUUAGUAUUACAAUCAAAACUGCGGAACAAGGAAGUGAUGUAUAUACGAUACUUGUUUGACUCCAACAUUACCAACGGUUUACUCAAGUCAAUUCUACAAUUGGUGGAAACGUUACUGUGCCUUUCCGAAUUCACCACUUGA
Messenger RNA from Adineta ricciae, 4278 nucleotides. The record is from the annotation of a GenBank genome assembly. NCBI's taxonomy places the organism in Eukaryota, Metazoa, Rotifera, Eurotatoria, Adinetida, Adinetidae.